Messenger RNA from Fusarium vanettenii 77-13-4, 1374 nucleotides. RefSeq lists its product as uncharacterized. The record is from RefSeq and is a predicted model, not a curated record. The transcript is spliced from 2 exons. Lineage: Eukaryota; Fungi; Ascomycota; Sordariomycetes; Hypocreales; Nectriaceae. The coding region runs from base 1 to 1374 and encodes 457 amino acids.
AUGACUGGCCAUCUGGAUAUCCUGCCACCUGAGCUUCUGUCCAUCAUCACCGAACAUCUCGGUCACGAUGACAGGAAGAAUUUUAGCCUGGCAAACUCGACGAUCCGCAAUGCAAUGGCCCCUUUUCUGUUCAGGGGCCUGAAGGUCAAGUGUCCGUUGCCUGAAGAUCAUAUCCUGCAGGACAUCGUUAAAAAGUUUGGCUCCCAUGUUCUGAACUUGCACCUCCACGUCACUUUUUUCCCGGGUCAACCAGAUCCGAACAAGGAGGAGGACGUGGACAUGGAGGAUCGCUGGUACUGGAAAAACCCGCCCGAGUCGGUCUGGGCAAGAAAGUCGGCCGAUGUUCUAGCCGUGAAAGACCUCAUUCAGUUCAAAGGCCUACCACGGUGUUCCAUCCUCAGCAUUCAUACCAUGGGAGUCGAAGACUUUGAGAUUGAAGCUGAUUGGGAUGACAACGAUCUUUGCGACUCUGGAAUGUACUUUUGCAGCUAUACCGAACACUGGGAGGAUGUCGAGAAGAAAGAGGAAAGGUACACCUGGCGAGCAGCCUUGAGAGACAUGUGGCAUGAUGUUGCGAAUCUCUCCGAGACCCAGCACCUGGAAGUCUUUGACUUUUUGCCGAGAAAGAGCUCAAGCUGGAGGACACCCGAGUGGUCCAAGUUCUUGGGUGGCCUGAAAGAACUGGCUCUUUACCUUUAUGGAGCCGACAAUGGAGCUGGAUGGCAUGUUAACACCUUGCCCGGUUUCAACGACUUUUUCAAGGAGCUAUAUUCAAUCAUGCUCCGCCAUGCAAAGAAUGUCGAACGACUAAAGAUUAUCGCGCACGAUGGGGGUUUUCUGAAUCACAACUCUCUAAGGCUACCCCCUGGGAUACUGCCAGAGCUGCAGGUGCUUCAUCUGCAACACAUGGCUGCACCGGCAGUCCUGCUACCUUUCCUCGAGGGGAAGCCCCGCAACUUGAGAGAAAUCCAUCUCAAGAAAUGCGUGGCCGAAGAGACCAACGACUACGACUUUGAGCUGAAGACCUGGGCCUCACUUUGGAAGGCCAUCAGAGAGACGGGAGAAAAGCCUAUCCGUGUGACCUAUCAGUAUCCCAAAUCUCCUCCAUUGACCGAGGAAGAGAACUAUGCUGAUGAAGGUGAAGAUUGGAAGCCUCCUGAGGAUGAAGAGGAGGGCAUUGCUCGGCUGCGGAGGAUGGUGGCAGAGGACGAAGAUAUCAUCUGGCCCUACGUUGAGAUUGAUGAGAAAUAUGGAAUGGUUAUGGACAAUGAUGUUCUGAAUGCUGAGCAUUUAGGAUUGGGAGAGGAUAACAAAGAGUACAAGGCGUUGAUGGAUGAGAUGGAGCGGAGGAGCAAGGGGGUUUCGGCUGAAUGA